UUUGCACAGCAGCAGCAACAGCAGCUCGGGGCGGCUACUUCCACCUCAGUCUCUCCGCCCAACUCCUCUUCAACUCCUGAAAACCAGAAAACCGCUUUCGAACUGUCCACUCUUCCGCUGCCUGAGGGCUGGCAGCAGACGACGGUCCCCGGCACCGGUGACACCUACUACGUGAACGUCGCCGAGCAGACCACCAGCUGGUACCACCCGGCCGUGGCCAGGCAGGCCCAGCUGAAGGCGGUGGCGGUGAAGGUGGCCAAUAGCGGCGGCUCGCUGGAGCCGCCCUCAUUUCUGAUGACGUUGCAGCAGAGCCAGCAGAACCAGAAUCAGCAGCAACAGCAGCAGCAGGCCAUUCCCUCUGAGCUGCUCUCUGCCAUGGAGAACAUGACCACUGAGAAUCAGCAGCAACAGCUGUCCAGCGUCGGCAGCAGCCCGUCCAUUCUGCGCGACCUUCAGCUGGAGCGGGAGCGAAUGCGCCAGCGACAGGGCGAGAUUCUGCAGAGUCCGCAGCUGCAGCUGAGGAACGCCCCUCAACUUCAGAACAACGGCAACAACAACAGCAACAACAACAGCUUUCUCUCCAGCUCUUCGCCUUCUUCUUCUGCAGUUUUCACCAACCCCAACUCUGACCCUUUCCUCUCUUCAGUGGCCAUUGGCAUCAAUGCAAACGCCAACGCUCUCAACAACUCCAUCUUCUCGGGGGCUUUGGUUGGUGCUGGUGGCGGCGGUGGCCACAAUCGCCAGGCCUCCCUGGACUCUGGUCUGAUGCUGGGAAACACUGGNCAGCACUCGCUGGGGAACAUCACCACCACCGGAAACAGCAUCAACAGCAGCCUUGGGAGUCAUCCGAACAUCAUCAACAGCUUUGGCAGCGAGCAGAUGUUGCUA
Molecule: messenger RNA, 888 nt
Organism: Rhagoletis zephyria (snowberry fruit fly)
Lineage: Eukaryota; Metazoa; Arthropoda; Insecta; Diptera; Tephritidae
Source: RefSeq, a predicted model, not a curated record